AUGGCCGCAUUCAGAGACGCCAAUCUACUCAUCGUCUCUCUCUCCACUCAGGCUCAUUCGGUUCAAGUUGGACUGGGCGUCUCUCCUGAAGUCAUUUUGACUCCUUCGAUCACCCUUCCAACAAUCGCUUACCUUAAACCUGAGCUAGCUCAAUCAAACCUACCUAGAAAGUGGACUGAUUACUCGUUCGAACCGCAAUCCGAGCUGGUUCCCAUCCAGAUCUUCUCAACCCCUUCUCAUCAUGGUCCUCAACUCUCGCAAUCGAGCCCACUCGUGACCGAUUGGAAGGCACUCGACGCGCUUUUUCGCUAUUUACUCUUCAAUCGUCUGAAACUCUCCAAGCCACCGGUCGCCCAACAUAUCCUACUCUCAAUCCCCCCCAACUUACCCAGUUCAAUCCGAGAUAAAUUCACGCAAUUAUUUUUCGAGAACUUGCAAGCACCCGCAUUGUUUUUAGGCGAAUCUCCUUUACUUCAACUCCUUGCCUGCAACUACACCAGCGGGAUCACGAUUGAUGUUGGCGCCCGAUCGACUUUGAUCGGUUUUGUUAGCGAUUCAAUCGUUCUCAAUCAAUCUUGCCACUUCUAUCCUAUUGGCGAACAGGAUUGUGAUGACUAUCUCAUCAGCCUACUGCUGAAUGAAAAUCCGGAACUGCCCACUCUACUUGGCUGGAAUCCAGCUAAUCGAGUAGAAGCACUGUACCAUGCUUUAUUGGCUUUCAUUUCGAAUCUCAAAGCUGAUAGCCAUAUUCGCUUCGAGCCGCAGCUCAACACCCUCGCACUCAGCGCCGCGGAUCUACACAGCCAAGAGGAAGAAGAAACGGGAAUAACUGAUGUAGCUCAAGCAAUUGUUAGUGGCAAGGCGGACAAGAUCAUCGGAAGGCAGACAUCAAACAAUUCAUCGCAAGCUGCUAGGAGGCCCAUACAAACGGGCAAACUCGUAGCGGAGAUUCAGAAAGAGACGGAUACCAUCAUCGUCUCCAGUCUAUCUAACGCUCAACAACCAGCAAACCCUAGCGCGCCUCCUAGCCCCUUGCUAGAUUGUCAACCGUCUCAAGCUAUCCCAGUGUCAACCGAAUCUCUCAUACUCCCUCGAGAACAGGCAGGGAUCCGAGUUUCUAAGACCAGGCACCGACAUGCCGAACCACUCUUUGCGCCGGGGUUAUUGAGAUCGAUAGGCCCAGUGUUUUCAAGGUUUGGUUUGGAAAGAUACGCAGCCAGGUAUACCGAAGAACUAAUAUCUGAAGAUGAUACAUUGGUCGAGUCAAUUCAUCGCGGGAUUAGUAAGCUCAUAAGUUUAGAACAGCGGAAAGAUGUAGUUGGUCAGUUUGUUUUGACUGAUGGAAGUGGCUUAAUGUGUCGCACCGAAGGCCUUGGAAUUGCGAUUUCCGCCGAGCUGCAGUCAAGAAAUUCUGGAUUGAAUUCAGUUCCACAAUCCGGUACUCAAGGUGAUGGUAUAUUUAAACCAUUAAAGGUACCCGAAUACUUUUCAGAAUUCAAAGGGAAGCCAGAAUACCUUGGUUUCUUGGGUGGAUGCAUUGUUGGGAAAUUGGUCUUCAACGAUGCCAGCUCAACGAAACUGUGGAUGUCGAAGCCUGAUUAUAACAAGGAAGGACCUUACAUCUCACGGAAAUUAUCUGGACUCCAAUCUGCUUCUUGA
Molecule: messenger RNA, 1659 nt
Organism: Puccinia triticina
Lineage: Eukaryota; Fungi; Basidiomycota; Pucciniomycetes; Pucciniales; Pucciniaceae
Exons: 5
Coding region: 1-1659 (552 amino acids)
Source: RefSeq, a predicted model, not a curated record